AUGCCUUCACCCUCAGAUUCCUCAGGCUCUUUGGAUUCUUUCUCAGAUAGCGACUCCUCAACUUCGAGCGUGAGUUUAUCAGAAGACUCAAAGAUUCCUAAACCUGCCGGUGAACCUGGGCGUCCGGGGCGUGGGGGUUACACACUUCAUGAAGCUUUAGAUUGGAAUCCAAAGUCAUACGCAAAAUUCAAGAGGUCUAUGCAUAGUCUCAUCGACAACCACCUUGACACGACAAAAUGCGCGUCUGCCCAAAGUCCCAUGCUAUUGGAAGUCGUGCGUGGCAAGGCGCUCGACAACUUCCCAGACCUUGACAAUUAUACCAACUUGUGGCCAGUCAACGAUUUGAUCAUGACAUGCCUGAAAUACACGUCUGGACGCGCGAGACGAAAGGAGGGAGAAAUGGCUGUAGGCAAGAGCAAGGCCAGGAAGUGA
Molecule: messenger RNA, 432 nt
Organism: Suillus clintonianus
Lineage: Eukaryota; Fungi; Basidiomycota; Agaricomycetes; Boletales; Suillaceae
Exons: 3
Coding region: 1-432 (143 amino acids)
Source: RefSeq, a predicted model, not a curated record